Messenger RNA from Closterium sp. NIES-67, 2100 nucleotides. Lineage: Eukaryota; Viridiplantae; Streptophyta; Zygnematophyceae; Desmidiales; Closteriaceae. The record is from the annotation of a GenBank genome assembly.
AUUCUUGAUUCUCCGAGGGCAUGUCCGAAGUGUCCGGUGCAGUUCGGUCUGGUUAGUAAACUCGAGGCUCUGUGCGAUACCGUAGGAUUCAGCGCCAUACCUUUUCAGAUUCGCAACUGACGACACGCCCUCGUUCCCAUUCAUUCUCAAGCCCAUAAAUAAAACGCAACCAGAUCUCGAGUUUCCAUCAGCGAAGCUAGUUCAGUACUGCCGAAAUCAAGUUCAUAGUUAUCGUCGUCCUUGUUACCCCCACGGCUUUCUCAGCCCACUUAUAAAUCCCAACAUCUCCUAGCUCGAAAUCUCCACUGGAAGAUGGGAAAGUGCAAACCUGCGAGCCGGCGUUUCUCCGCCAUACGGCUCCGCAGCGCGGCAGCACCAUGGCUCCUGGUUUUAUCCAUGGUCCUUGCGGCAGCGCCUUCCCCGGCUGUUGCGCCUCAUCCCGACGAGAACAAGCCGCACGGCCCGCUGACCAUGAAGCCGCCCAAAGGGUGCUACAAGAAGUGCGACCAUCUUGUGUUGGGGUAUGAAAUAAAGCAUUCUAAAGCCACGAGGGCGACGCGCGUUCACACCAACGCGAACGCCAACUAUGAGCGCUACGAUAUCGACACGAAUGUCGCGAAUGUCGUCAACUCAACGUCCACCUCGGGGCACACUAACGAAGCACUGGAGUGCUGUCAGAAGUGCGCGGCGCAGACAGGAUGCAAGUUCUGGCACCUGAAUCCCCCGCAAGGCAAUAUUCUUGGCGAAUGCACGAUGCUGGGGUCGCUGGCGGGCGUAAGAACGAUGAACUGGGACACUGACAUUCCGCCAUCGUACAUUGGCGGCGAGUGCAACCCCGUCGCCGGUACGGAUGACGAUCCGCAUUUCCUGGGAGCAGAUGGCACGCGCUUCGACUUCAACGGCCUGCUCGGCCACUCCUUCUGCCUGCUCUCCGACCGUCGGAUCCACAUCAACAUGGGGAUCAACGGCUACCGCCCCAUCGCGAAUCUCCCAGGAACUGCCACGUCACUGGACGAAGACUCUCUCGCAGCAGCGUUGGAGGCGGUGGCCCAUGAGACGAAGCCAAGUCAUAUUCGGGAGCUGGAGCAGGAUAGGCUGAGCGCCGACGAAGUUGCUGAGCUGGAGAGGAUGCGGGCGAAUGGGAGCCUGCCGUUGACUGCAGAGGUGACGGCGGCGCUUGAGCGGGAGAUCGGGAGGGGGGAAGAAGAGCAGCAGCAUUCGAUUCAGUAUGCCGAGCAUGAGCUCAAGGCGAGGCUGCUCAAAGGAAAGGCGAUUCGCAGCUGGAUCAGGGAGCUCCAAGUGAUGUGGCGCGAUGAGAUUGGCCAGCACCACUCGGCAUACAUCAAGGCGCGAGACGGCAAGGAGCAGGGGCGGGGCAGUGGCGGGUUCAUCGACCGGAUGGAAAUCGACGGCCAGCCGAUGACCCCGCCUUUCGAACCCGGGUCUUUCGUCUCUGGAAGUGGCGGAUUCACCCUGCUGCUGGCGGAAACGCGGAGGAGCCGCAAGGGGAAGGAGGAGGACGAGUUCCGCCUAACGAUCGAGGGAGUGUUGAAUAUGGCGGUCACGGCACGCGUGGCGCAUCCGCUCAUGCAGACUGCGGACGAGGCGCAAGCGCACUUCAACGUGGUUAUCGUGCAGCUAAAUCACACAGAGGGGAUUCACGGCGUGUUGGGGCAGACUUUCCGCAACGAGGCGGUGCGCAAGGUGCGGUCGUUGCGGUACCGCCUGCUGACGCGGCUGCUGCAGGAGGCGGUGGACGUGGAGAGCGAGAGCGGCAGGGGGUUCCUGGACGGGCGCAUGGAGGACUACAUCACCUCGGGGAUCGGCGCGCCGGAUUGCAUGUUUGCUGCUGCGUGGCGGAGGGGCGAGCAUGAAAACAGCGAAGGUAGUGACUUCAUGCGGCGAUGAGUGCGGAUUUGAAGCGGUGCUAUGCGUGAUUUUGCAUGAGGAAUAAGAUGCUUUACGGUUAAAAUUACAACCUAGAAUGGUUGGAUGAUAACAAAAGGUGUACGUACGUUGGGGGCAAAACUCUCACAGUAGCGAAGUGAACUAAGUAAGGGCAUACAUGGUAUUAUAUGAGUUGUGGGUUGUACUGAUGAA